AUGGCUCCGAAUAUUCAAACAUUUAUAAAUAGUUUUCAAAAUCGGCUGGAACCACCAGUUCGACAGCACCUUAAAAAUGUCUAUGGAACACUUAUGAUGACAUGUGCAUCUGCAUCAACUGGAGUGCUUGUAGAUAUGUACACAAGUUUUCAGGCUGGGUUUUUGUCAACUAUUAUUGGAGCUGGUUUGAUGUUAAUGUUGAUUGCUACGCCAGACAAUGGUAAAAAUACAAAAUUACGCCUGGGAUAUUUAUUAGGAUUUGGGUUAUCGUCAGGAAUGGGGUUGGGUCCACUACUGCAAUAUGUCAGUGUUCUGGAACCUUCAAUCAUUGUAACUGCUUUAUUAGGAACUACAUUGGUAUUUGUUUGCUUUUCUGUUGCGGCAAUGCUGGCUGAGCGGGGUAGUUGGUUAUUUUUGGGUGGAACAUUAAUGACAUUACUUACAUCAAUGUCUCUUAUGACUCUAGCUAACAUUUUCAUGCAAUCUCACUUCUUAUAUCAAGCUCACUUGUAUCUUGGUUUAAUGUUGAUGUGUGGUUUUGUAUUAUUUGAUACACAACUAAUUAUUGAAAAGCGUCGUAUGGGUAACAAGGACUUUGUACAGCAUGCUCUUGAGUUGUUCAUUGACUUUAUUGGAUUAUUCAGGAGACUACUCAUUAUCUUAACACAAAAGGAAGAACAAAAUAGACGCCGUAAACGUGAU
Iphiclides podalirius (scarce swallowtail) is the source of this 702-nucleotide messenger RNA. The record is from the annotation of a GenBank genome assembly. NCBI's taxonomy places the organism in Eukaryota, Metazoa, Arthropoda, Insecta, Lepidoptera, Papilionidae.